Blastomyces dermatitidis ER-3 is the source of this 2691-nucleotide messenger RNA. RefSeq names its product T-complex protein 1 subunit beta. NCBI's taxonomy places the organism in Eukaryota, Fungi, Ascomycota, Eurotiomycetes, Onygenales, Ajellomycetaceae. The record is from RefSeq and is a predicted model, not a curated record. The coding region runs from base 400 to 1995 and encodes 531 amino acids. Gene Ontology annotation, molecular function: ATP-dependent protein folding chaperone; ATP hydrolysis activity; ATP binding. Gene Ontology annotation, cellular component: cytosol; chaperonin-containing T-complex. Gene Ontology annotation, biological process: protein folding. The transcript is spliced from 4 exons.
CAUUCAUUCGAGCGUCCUCCAGCUGGGAAUGAGGCCGCUUGUUGGAGGUUGUGCUUUUGUUUUCUUCCUCUCGCUCAGCCAUUGUCGGGAUCCGCAUCAGAGGAACAAGAGGUUUACAAGGCUAGUAUAACCAAAUAAGCCAGAGGCGCGUGGAUCGAGGCUGCUGCGGCGUACCGUGCUGCUUGGGAUGGAGGUUUGUCCAAUGUGCUCGAAAAGGCUCAAGCGCGCGCCAACAGCUCGGACCACCCUGACUAAGAAUUCCGCAGUACAAUUAAGUUACAAAGAACAACCUCGAGCAUUCGUCCAUGGAUUAUUUGCUUGUUGCGGCAGUCCUGGCAACACUUUUGAACGCAGCAACCUAUAUUGUCGUGAUCUAAGUUGCGAUUCUGCCUUUUCAUCAUGGCGUCAUUCAAUAAUCCAACGCAGAUUUUUGCCGAAGAUGUUACGGAGGAGAAAGGCGAAAAUGCUCGUUUGUCCGCAUUUGUGGGUGCGAUCGCGGUGGGCGAUCUUGUGAAGAGUACUCUGGGGCCAAAGGGAAUGGAUAAAAUUCUGCAAUCAGCUUCGACUGGCGAGAUCAUGGUUACAAACGACGGGGCUACAAUCCUCAAAGCUAUAGCUCUCGACAAUGCUGCUGCGAAGGUGCUGGUUAAUAUUUCAAAAGUGCAGGAUGAUGAAGUUGGAGAUGGAACCACUUCUGUCACCGUGCUCGCUGCGGAGCUUCUAAGGGAGGCGGAAAAGCUCGUGGAACGGAGAAUACACCCUCAGACAAUCAUCGAAGGGUACAGGAUUGCGAGUCGUGCGGCACUCGAAGCCCUAGAGAAAACAGCUGUGGACAACAGUAAAGACCCUGUUGCUUUCCGAAAGGACUUGUACGCCAUUGCUCGCACAACCCUCAGCUCGAAAGUUCUUAGUCAAGACCGGGAUCAGUUCGCAAGUUUAGCCUGCGAUGCAGUCCUCAGGCUCAAGGGGUCUACCGAUCUAAGUCAUAUACAAAUUAUCAAGAAGGCUGGUGGCAAGCUGAGCGACUCGUACCUCGACGAGGGAUUCAUUUUGGACAAAAAGAUUGGUGUGAACCAACCUAAGAGACUUGAAAAUGCGAAAAUCUUGGUCGCCAAUACCGCUAUGGACACUGAUAAAAUCAAAAUUUUUGGUGCCCGGGUCAAGGUGGACUCAACAGGGAAAUUGGCAGAAUUGGAGAAGGCAGAACGCGAGAAGAUGCGGGCGAAGGUAGAGAAGAUUAAAUCCCAUGGAAUCAACUGCUUCGUGAACCGUCAACUCAUAUACAACUGGCCCGAGCAACUUUUUACCGAUGCUGGCAUUGUUUCUAUUGAGCACGCCGAUUUUGAUGGCAUUGAGCGUCUCGCGCUAGUGACGGGAGGGGAGAUCACAUCAACAUUUGACCAUCCAGAGCAGGUGAAGCUGGGCCGGUGCGAUGUUAUCGAGGAAGUUAUCAUCGGCGAGGAUACCUUGAUUAAAUUCUCCGGUGUUGCGGACGGCCAAGCCUGUACUAUCGUCCUCCGAGGAGCUACGGAGCAGUUACUUGAUGAAGCUGAACGGUCUCUACACGAUGCUCUUGCCGUACUUUCUCAGACAGUUCGUGAACCAAAGGUGACUCUAGGUGGCGGAUCUGCUGAGAUGGUGAUGGCAAAGGCAGUCGAACAAACUGCGCAAAACACUACUGGGAAAAAGCAAAUUGCUGUCGAUGCGUUCGCCCAAGCUCUCAAACAACUCCCAACCAUCCUUGCAAGCAAUGCUGGCCUGGAUUCGAGCGACCUUAUCACGAGGUUGAGGCAAGCCAUCAAUAAUGGUAUGACAAGCUCAGGCUUGGAUCUUUUGACCCCUGGCGGUGGAAUUGCAGACAUGCGGGAAUUAGGUGUGGUGGAGAGCUACAAAUUGAAACGAGCAGUUGUGUCGUCAGCAUCUGAGGCUGCAGAGCUGUUGCUCCGGGUAGACAACAUCAUCCGUAGUGCUCCACGAAAGCGAGAACGCAUGUAAAUGGCGAAAUGUUUAAGACCCUGUCCCCAGUUAGAAGCGAAACGAGAAGGCCUGGCCACCAUCAUUUCCAACCUAACAAAAAAAAAAAAAGAAAACCAUCAAAAAGCAUGUCCCGUUACUCCCUUAAAUAGAGAAAUAGUUAAUAUGAUGAACCUCGACCCUGAGACAAUUGGAGAGCUACCUCAUAAUUAUGGUAGCUAGAGAAAUAAUGCCUGUGAACACCCGUGCGCGGCGUACCCAUAUCUGGAAAUUGGCAUUGGAUGGUACUUAACGGCUGAUUCAGGUCGCAACACAAUAUCAGUUUACAAACUGGUCUAUUCAACAACAUGAGUUCAUAUAUACUGCUGCCAGUAGAUACUGACGCCGUCUGACGGAACGCUACCUUAUAAUGGGAUUACGGGUAUAUAUAUAUAUAUGUUGGAUUGUUCAAUUUUGCUACGCCUGUACUCUGCCUAACUCAAUAUUAUCCACACCAUGGUGGUAGAUUCCAACGAUGGUGUCCCAACUCCCGCCUAGUUUUCAACAUAUAGGAAAUUGAGCUCCUUUUUAGCCUUGCGCUUGCCUCGAAAUAUGGUCUGAGCUGCCCAAUUAAAUGUGAAACAUCUCAAGCGCUAAACUCAGCUGCAGCUUGAGAUACAGAAUUGCCCAAUAUAUUUCGUAGAAGAGUUGCAUAACAUCCCUAUAACUCCAAAGAAU